AAAGGGUUGGGGCCGGACGGACGAGAUGCGCAGUGCUGUCUGGACUCUUCCUGGCGCAACAGCUCGUUCUCAGUCGAUCCAGACAACAACAACAACAACAACUUGAAACAACAACUUGACAAUCAUUCCAAAUUUUUUAAAACAGCCGGCCCAUCAUAUCAUUUUGCCGGGCACAAAAGGAAAAACAAAAAAGUGAUUUGUGAUUUGUGUGUGUAUGUGUGUGUGUCGAGUGUCUGUGCACCAUAUUUCGAUUGGAAUUUCUACAUCAAAUAAUUUUAAAACAAUUUCGUUUGAUUUCGUGAGCGUGAAAGCAAAGCGGCCGAUUAAUGACACGCGCUGUGGCCGGCACCCAGAAAAAUUUAAGUGAGUGCGUGCUGCUGCUGAGCCCGUCGCUGUGUGUAGUACGUGAUUGAAACCCGAAAUUCUACACAGUUGGAAAUAACUACCGGACAGAUUUAUUUUUAAAAAAUUUGGGAUUUUUAUAAUAUGAUCCGAUUAUAAUCUCCAAUUCAACUGUCAUCUUUAAUCUUAUAGCCAAAGGAAAGCGGCUUAUUAUAGAUGUGUGUCUAACUCAAUUUGGUGGCCCGUCAGCUGUCCAGCAGCACGUGUCCGUUUGUUCUGUUAUAAUCAUCGAAAGAAUCAAAAGAAAUUGGAAAAUAAAACUAUAAAAAUUACGUGGGGGAAGUUACAACUUUUGAUCGAAUCAAAGCCGAUCGAUGAUUGUCGGUCCGUCAGCUGCUGGAGGCAUGUCCGACCUGGUGGCACAUCAUCAUCACAUGUCCGGCUUUGCCGCCCAUCACCACCAUCACCACAUGGGGCUGGGUGGCAUGAUGGCCGCCGGAAUGAUGCCGGGAAUGUCUUCGACGUCAACUGGGAUGACGUUGCCCAGUCAAUCUCCUCCUUCAUCCAACAACAACAACAACAACAACAACAAUUCGUCGUCUUCGGUUGGUGGGACGUCGUCGCUGAGUUCCGGCGGAAACGGCGGCGGUGCGGCCCUGCCGUCGUUCGGCUUCACGCAGGAGCAGGUGGCCUGCGUCUGCGAGGUCCUCCAGCAGAGCGGCAACAUUGAGCGGCUGGCCCGUUUCCUCUGGUCGCUGCCGGCCUGCGACCAGCUGCACAAGAACGAGAGCGUUCUCAAAGCCAAGGCCGUCGUCGCCUUCCACCGCGCCAAUUUCAAAGAACUCUACAAACUCCUGGAAACCCAUCCAUUCUCGCCGCACAAUCAUCCCAAACUACAGGCUCUUUGGUUGAAGGCGCAUUACAUCGAGGCGGAAAAGUUGCGCGGGCGGCCGUUGGGUGCGGUGGGCAAGUACCGGGUGCGCAGAAAGUUCCCGCUGCCGCGGACCAUUUGGGACGGAGAGGAGACGAGCUACUGCUUCAAGGAGAAGUCGCGAUCGGUGCUCCGCGACUGGUACGGCCACAAUCCGUACCCGUCGCCGAGGGAGAAGCGCGAGCUGGCCGAGGCCACCGGCCUGACGACCACCCAAGUCUCCAACUGGUUCAAGAACCGGCGGCAGAGAGACAGGGCCGCCGAGCACAAAGACAGAGUGUCGGGCGGAAGUUCGGCCAAGGACGGCGGAGACGGCGCCAACGACGCCUCGGCCCUGGACGAAUCCGGGUCCGAGUCGCUGGACGGAGACGGUCCCGACGUUGCCAUGGCGACGUCGUCGCUGGCGUCGGCGCGUCACUCGGCCGCCCUGUUGGACACGCCCUCGCCGCCGCCCCCUCAUCACAUCCAGCACCACCACCACCACCAUCACCACCACCAGCAACAACAACAACAACAACAACUCAACAACAUGGCCGCCGCACUGGCCAACUCCCUCCCGCACCACGGCAGCAACCAGGACUCGCUGAUUGGUGGCGGAUCGAUCGGCGAUUUGUACCCGGACCUGAAACUGGCGUCCGUCUACCACACGAGCCACCAGUUGCAAAUGGCGUCGGCGGCGGCGGCUGCGGCGGCUGCGGCGGCCGCAGCCGCCGCUUUUGGCUCGCCCGGCCACCACGUCACCUCGCACCACCCGUCGCACGCCGAUCUGGCCCAUUCUCUGCUCCAGCAACAACAACAACAAUCGACCGGGCCUGCCCAGCAGCAGCCGACGGCCCACGACUACAACAAUCCGCACGCCAAUUCGUGACGACCACCGUAGAUUUAAAAAUUCAAAAAUUAUUCAAAUUUCAAUUGAGUUUAUUUUCCCGCCAGAAAAAUUCAAAUUGAUUAUAUAAUUCCCUUUUUUUUUAAAUUCAAAAUUUCAUUUGCUAUAUUUCGCCAACCUAUUCCAUUCCAAAAAGAAAAGAUGUGUAUAAUCAAUUUUUUAAUUUUCAUAAAAAAGUAGUAUAAAACAAUUUUGAAGCGGAUAGGAAUUUUUUUGUCAAAAAAUAUGAACCCAGUGAUUGAAUUUUUUUUUCCCGCUUUUUUAAUUGGACAGCAAAACAAAAAGAAUUCAAUUGGCGCCAAAACAAUAAUAUUUUAUUGCUAAUUUUUCCCUUCUCUCUGGCCUAUUAUAUAUAUAUCGAAAAAACGGAUCGACUCAUCUAAAACAUUUUAAUUCUCCAUUUGAAAAUUAUUAUUAUUUUUUUUUUUCAAACGAAAUUUUCGCGGUCCAAUCGAAUGAUAUAUAUUUAAAUGACGGGGGGUUUUAUUACAUUUAUAUAUCUUGAUCAGAAAAAAAAAUCAAUUUGUUCUCUCCAUUUUGUGUUUAUACAGUAAUCAAUCAAUCAAUAAUUUAGAAAAAACAAAAAUGUUUUCUUGUCUAAAAUCCAAACCAAAAUCAUCAGCUUUUUUUUAUCUUCUGAAUUUUAAUUUUUCCCCAGACCCACCCUUAAAGAAAAAAACAUUUUUUCAAUUUUUUGUUGGUUUCAAUUUCCUGGUGUUCGUAUUAUGUCAUCAAUUAGUGAAUGUGUAAUAAUCUGUUGUUUUUUUUUUCUUUUGUAAUGUGUGUCUCUCUCUCAAUACUCGACUGCUGGACGCUGUUGUACAAAAAUACCAAAACGAUUUGAAAACAAAACAAAAAUUCACAAA
Molecule: messenger RNA, 3025 nt
Organism: Daphnia pulex (common water flea)
Lineage: Eukaryota; Metazoa; Arthropoda; Branchiopoda; Diplostraca; Daphniidae
Product: homeobox protein SIX1-like
Exons: 5
Coding region: 717-2141 (474 amino acids)
Biological process (GO): regulation of transcription by RNA polymerase II
Cellular component (GO): nucleus; transcription regulator complex
Molecular function (GO): DNA-binding transcription factor activity, RNA polymerase II-specific; RNA polymerase II cis-regulatory region sequence-specific DNA binding
Source: RefSeq, a predicted model, not a curated record